Molecule: messenger RNA, 4373 nt
Organism: Meleagris gallopavo (turkey)
Lineage: Eukaryota; Metazoa; Chordata; Aves; Galliformes; Phasianidae
Gene: CRLF2
Product: cytokine receptor like factor 2
Molecular function (GO): protein binding
Source: RefSeq, a predicted model, not a curated record
GGAGAACAGAACCAUUGGCCCACAGACAACUUUUCAGUUCAUGGAUUGGGAUUAUUCAUAUUUGGAGAAAAAUCAUCUCAGGAAUUAAUGCCUCCUUAGAGGAACUUGGUGAAAGCAGGGACUAGAAAGGUGAAAGAGUAAUGCAUGUGUGUCAGACUGGAGUUUCCAAGACUAUGAAACUGAAUUUCUAUGAAGCUGAAAUUUGAAUAGAUCUUCCUGGCACAUGAAAUGGAUAAAUAAGCGAAAGAAGCCAACCCAAGAAAAGUGAACAAACAGAUCAAAACUGGUACCACAUCAUCCGGCUGGGGAGUUUGCUGAUGUUAUAAAACUGAUAAGACUCUAUAGCAGCAUAUAGAUGUCCAGUCUGUUGCGUCAUUCAAACCAUGAGACUCAUCUUUCAAGAAUGUUCAAUGAUCUUCACACUGGUCAACUUGGUGGGUGCUCUAUCACAAUCAUUUGGUCAGAAAGAUGCCAUCAGCACCACAAUAAUCAAUUUCAAUAAUGAGAAAAUGCAGAUCACGUGGGCAACAAGAAAACUAUUCCCUGGCAAGAAUGUGUCAUUUUAUUAUACAUUUGAAGAAGGCAAGCAGAAAUACUGGAAAACAUGUCCCACAUAUCUAUUGACACAAGAUUAUAAUUCAGGAUGUCUUUUUAAGACAGAAGGAUGCACCCUUGCUUUCUCAAUCAUGAACAGCAAUGGAAGUGAAGAGCUUUUUUCUAAAAGACUGAAAACUGAUUUCUAUAUAAAGCCCAAUCGACCAGAAAAUGUGACUUUCUUCUGGAAGGAUGACACUGUUACUGUUACAUGUAAUAAACCUGAAAGAGGUGUGAAGUGCUUAAGACUUGAGCUUCAAUACAAAAGCAAAUAUGACAAAGGAUGGCAAUCCAGAACUUCUAAGUGUUGCAGAGUUGGAGAGCAAGGCUUUGAUCCAAGGAAAUGCUAUUCUUUUCGGGUCAGACUGAAGAGGAUAGUACCCUUUUGCAACGUAGUUGAUUACAGCAGUGACUGGGAAGCAGAAACAUUUUGGAUGAAUAGCAUAUUAUUAGAUUCAUGUGAUGAUGAAAUAAAAACCCAGUCAAACACAGUAAUUCUUUUAAGUUGUUUGAUGGCAGUAUUUCUAAUGAUAUUUAUCCUUUUGAUCCUUCUGUGUAAAUGGCAGAGACUUCAAAAAUCUGUUAUGCCUACUAUACCAGAUCCAAAAUAUAUAUUUACUGAUCUCUUCAAUGAUCAUAGUGGAAACUUUCAGGAAUGGAUAGAUAAAACUGAUCAUGCAGUGGUGCAAACCAAAUUGGAAUAUGAAGAGCUAGAAUGCAUCAUCGAGGAAGAAAACCAGCAAACAGACAAGAAGAAAAGUGACAAUCAGGAACCUAGGGAAAAAAUCUUCAGUUUUUCAGGAGCAACUGGAAAUAAUAGUCCCAAAACAGCUCAGAAUGCCUGCCUGAUGCCAACAUUCAAUAAUACAGUCUCCUUUGCUGGCCCCCAGAAUGUAGUGAAUGAUGACAUGUAUGUGAUGUUAUAAAACCUGCAUAAUUCAGAAGGUAUGAGAAAAUGAUAUGUAAGAUCCUGAUGAGUUUUGCACUGAGGCUGAAUAGAAAAUAUUAUCACAAGUAGACACACAAGAAGAAAGAUACAAGUCCGUAUUAUCUGAUUCCAGAUAGGUUCUUUCCCAGAACUUACGAUCUUAUGAGCAGGCUCAAUAUUUGAUAUAAAUGUCUAAUGGUUUAUGGAGUUAAUAUUUGGAAUUAUAGUUGGUUUUUAUAUGUAGGAUUUAAGUAGGCCCCAUUUUCAUGUUACGAUCGGGAGAGAACAAGAGCUGUUCCAUGGCACAUUUUCAACAGCUGAGACUCAGUCCUUGUGCUUAUGCAAACUACAUCAUUAUUUGUCUCUUAAUGGUCUUCGUUUCACAAAAGCCAGACAGCAUACUGUUCACUUUCAUAGUGAUAAUAUACUGCUUCACUGUAUCUCCUUAUAUUAGAAGUGCUUGCUUUUGUAGGCUGCUUCUCCAGUUGUGAAAUUUUGUUCUUCAUGGCAUGCAUCAAAGAUUUUUAAAAGAGAAAGAAUAAAUCAUGUGCCUAUGAACAGAAAAGAGAGGAUGUACAGUGUUGAGUUACAAUUUAUCACGUAAAUAGUGCUGUGUAGGCAGUUUCCUCCAGGAUAGCAAAGAUUAAUGGGCUGCGGUCAGGUCCUUGAUAUCUUACUGUGUCUUGAUGUGACUACACAGCUUCUCGCAGAUAUCAGGUUCAUUUUGUACAAUAUUUAUAUUUAACUAAGUUUCUUUUAUUUCAAACUAUUUUUAAUGCAAUGAAGUAGAAUUUUAAACUGUAAAUAAAAGCUUUAUUUUCAAACUCUGUUCUAAUGCUUUCUAAAGCUUACCAACUUUUGAAUGUUUAAUUUUUUUACUUAAAAUGCCACAUACUACAGUUAGGUCUCAUAAACAAAAUCUGAGGUAUUCUGUUAAUUACCCUGUAGCAUCUAAGCUACAUUGAAAACAAAUUUUGUAAAAAUGUGAAGUGCUAAAAUAUCUUUGAUAUAUGUAAGGUCUUGUAAAUACAUUGUAAUUAUAUGUUGAAAUAGUUCCAGAUAUUUACGUGAACAUCAAUCAGUCAUUUAAUGAUUUUAUCUGUUGAAUAAAUUUUGCCUACUGCAUACUUUUAUGAACUAAUUCAUACUGUAACUUGCAGAUGACACAUAUCAGAAAAUUACAGAAAUUAAUAUUUUUAGCUCAGUGCUUAAAAAACUUUAAUACCAGAUGUCCUUGGGAAUUGUAUACAGUAAUGAAGAUAUAUUAAUUUCCAGAAUUGGUUUCUGAUUGCCCAGUUUGCCAUACAAAGACAAAUCCAGAAACUGUAUGCCAAUAACUGCAAAACUUCUGUAUGCCAAUAACUGCAAAACUUAACUGGGAAGACACAUUUCUCUAUUUUUUCUUGACAUUAUCUUAGUUGUACAGUAACAAGAAAACCAAGCUAACAGAGCAUUUCCUGAAAUCGUGACAAUUUUUCUGCCUUGUUUUAUCUAAAUCAGAAUUACGCAAGAUUUUUGGGGUCCUUUGUAGAUCUUCGGUACAUCAUUUUAAAUGAAUUUUUAAAAUAAAAAUAAUUAUGCAGUAUUUAAAUAGUAUAAGAAUGCAAUGAAUUUUAAACAAAUACAAGCUUUAUAUAAUUUGAUCAGCAGAAUAUACCUUAGCUCAGAUGCUCUUAGAUGAUAUAAACUGGUGUUAUUGCAUGAGAAUCAAAGAAUUUACCUCAAAUUACACUUGAUAUAAACCUGUUCCAGUAAUGACUGAAGCAAUAAAGUAGGAAGUAAAGCUUGGAAUGUAUUGCUUAGCUCCUUCAUCUUUGAAUUAUACAUACAUCUGAUGGUCUAAAGAUCUAGGUAGUUGCCUUAAUUUAACCUUUAACCAUUUUCUGUUUACAAAUAUUUUUCUAUCUGAAUUAAAAGUAUUUCACAUUGUUGUAUUGAAAUUUUACUUUGGAAGAAAAAGAAGACAGACGUGGAAAUGUGUUGUUUCAGUUGUGUUCCUGAAAUGAAAAUUUACAGUCAUCUAAGUUUUUAGUGUGAACAAUAGCUUGUAUUAUAUUUUACAGUUGUCAAGUUUAUUUUUGCAUAUGUAUGCAACCCAUAUUUACAUAGCAUAUAACAGAUAAGAUAAAACUUGCAAAUAUCUAAACAUUUAUUUUAAAAACAUUAUAUAUAUAUAUAUAUAUAAAUAGAGACAUAGUAACAUAGAGAAUUACUGAAACAAUAAACUCCUCUCCUCAUCCUGACUGUCAGUUCUCUGAUGAUUACACAGCCGCACAGCCUGUCUCAAAGCAGGUUUGCAGGGACUCAUGCAAACCAACCUACAAAAGAGCAACUUAACCAGACAGCUGGGAAAAAGCCUGUUCAACUCCCCACAGUGAGAAGAAGGGUAUAUGGCACCUUUAAUAUCUUCCCUUUUUGUUUAUUCAAAGUUAUGUUUUUCAAACGCAUAAGUCCCCCCGAUGCUACAGUUUGUUCCUAAUUAUAUCCCACAGAAAGGCACAAACAGCAUAUCAUAUGGUAGUCCAGACUAACUGAACUCCAUUUUUUCAACAGCAAAAUAAAAAGGAUGUAUAUUUAUAUCUCGUGUAAUUUAUAUACUUGUUAUAUCAGUACUGAGCCAAGUUGCAUUUGAUAGAUUGAACAUCUAUACUGUUUGGCUUUUGAUGUGCGAUUUUCAGUGAAGAGAAGACUAAGAGGAAAUCACAUUGAUUUUUUUUUAAAGCAAAUAACAGAACUUAUUGAAACCAGUCUUGCAACUUCUGAUGAUUUCCCCUUUUUUAUCAUUUUAAUGUUUAUCAGUCUUUUGGGAAAUACACUUUGUGCAACUAUGAGCAGAAAAUUGUUGCUUCCU